AUUUACUUGUAUCGAUUGAUCCCUAUCUAAACCUCUGCAUCUCAAAUUAAAUUGCACGUGAAGUUUGUUUUGUUGAAAAUAUUGAUUAGGUAAAAGUAUAUAAUACAAACCGUCAUUUGUAAUAUCAAUUAUUAUUAUUGGCGUCAAGACGGGUCGAUUGAUACUAUCGAAUUUUUCCGUCCAUUUUGACCUGUUUCCGCUAAAGUGCACUACUACUAUUGAUUUUGACUAAGAUUGAGAACCAACUUAAAAAACAAAGAAUAAAACAAUAUGUUUCGUAUGCCUCCACAAAUUGACCCGGCUGAAGAAAAGAAGCGAAUCCAGGCUGAUGUUAGAAACAACAUUGUUUUCUUUGCAGUGCUUUGCGCUGCUAUCCGAUUAGCACCCUUUGUGUUGGGUAAAAUAAAAGCCUAGUAUUUGGCCCAAUUCAGCGAAUUACGGAGCCUGUAUAGUACACAUCAUUAAAAGCGAAAAAUGAAAGCUUUAAAACCCAGAUUAAUUUAGUAUACCUAUGUUAAAUUAAAAAUUGUAACUUGUUUUGACAUAAAUGCAGUGUAGCGGCCGUUGAGGGUAAAUAAAAAUUAAAAUUUGAAAGGUGUAAACCUUU
Molecule: messenger RNA, 607 nt
Organism: Rhagoletis pomonella (apple maggot)
Lineage: Eukaryota; Metazoa; Arthropoda; Insecta; Diptera; Tephritidae
Product: mitochondrial import receptor subunit TOM5 homolog
Exons: 2
Coding region: 271-414 (47 amino acids)
Source: RefSeq, a predicted model, not a curated record